UCUAAUAUUCUUUAGUUUCAGCCAUGGCAAAGAAACCUAGCAUUGGUCGUCAAAAGAUCAAAAUUGCCAAAAUAGAGGUCAAAAAUCAUCUCCAAGUUACUUUCUCAAAACGUCGUUAUGGUCUUUUCAAGAAAGCUAGUGAACUCUGCACACUUUGUGGUGUUGAAAUAGCUAUCAUAGUUUUUUCUCCUGCAAGAAAAGUUUUUUCUUUUGGUCACCCUAAUGUUGAGUCCAUUGUCGAUAGGUUCCUCUCAAGAAAUCAUAAUCCAGUUUCUAAUUCAUCACUUCAUCUUGUUGAGGCUCAUCGAAAUGCUAGUGUUCGUGAGCUCAAUUUGCAGUUAACUCAGAUUCUUGCUGAGCUUGAAGUUGAGAAGAAAAGAGGAGAAUCAUUUGAUCAAAUGAGGAAAACUAGUCAAAGUCAAUAUUGGUGGGAAGCUCCUAUAAGUAAACUUGGUUUGCAUGAACUUGAACAAUUAAAGGAUUCAAUGGAGGUUUUAAAAAAGAAUGUGACAAAUCAGGCAAGCAAGUUUAUGGUUGAGACUACUGCUAAUUCUUCUUAUUUUGGUGUUAAUGGGAAUGGAAUUUUUGACAACUAUGAUAUCAAGCCAGCUCGAAACAUGGCUGCUUCAAAUAAUCUUCAUAACCAUAAUUUUGGUUUUGAUUCGGCUGGAUUGUUUUAAUUCUUUUCUGGUCCGGCUCUUCCUCAGAUCCCGUGCAUGGCUGGAGCUUAGUGUAUCGGGCUAUCCCUUUUUUCCCCUCUUUUUAUCAACUAAAGCCAACGAGUACCUCACUAGUUGGUCUUUGCUAUAAGUUUCUCAAGUUCUCAGCUUGUGUAUUGAUUGCCUAUAUAUGAGCAACAACAAAUUGUUGCCCUUAUAAAUCAAUAUGUUUUUUUUUCCGCU
This is a messenger RNA of Nicotiana attenuata, 902 nucleotides long. RefSeq names its product agamous-like MADS-box protein AGL62. Lineage: Eukaryota; Viridiplantae; Streptophyta; Magnoliopsida; Solanales; Solanaceae. The coding region runs from base 24 to 680 and encodes 218 amino acids. Gene Ontology annotation, biological process: positive regulation of transcription by RNA polymerase II. The transcript has a single exon. The record is from RefSeq and is a predicted model, not a curated record. Gene Ontology annotation, molecular function: protein dimerization activity; DNA-binding transcription factor activity, RNA polymerase II-specific; RNA polymerase II cis-regulatory region sequence-specific DNA binding.